Hyphopichia burtonii NRRL Y-1933 is the source of this 3597-nucleotide messenger RNA. RefSeq lists its product as uncharacterized. The coding region runs from base 1 to 3597 and encodes 1198 amino acids. The record is from RefSeq and is a predicted model, not a curated record. Gene Ontology annotation, cellular component: chromatin. The transcript has a single exon. Gene Ontology annotation, biological process: regulation of transcription by RNA polymerase II. Lineage: Eukaryota; Fungi; Ascomycota; Pichiomycetes; Serinales; Debaryomycetaceae. Gene Ontology annotation, molecular function: DNA-binding transcription factor activity, RNA polymerase II-specific; RNA polymerase II cis-regulatory region sequence-specific DNA binding.
AUGCCCAGGUCGACCCCCGGUGUUGGAGGCAACAGUGUUCCAUCGUCGACGACGCCGCCAAAUUCGAUUUCAACUGAAGCAUCGAUGUCCUCGACAUCCCCAGAAAAUAGUCUGAAUGCAACGAAGUCCCAACCAACUCAACCAAUACCCAAGAAAUCCCAGCAGAUCAAGACAGAUAAACCCCGUCCUCACUCGUGCACGGUGUGCACUCGUGCUUUUGCCCGGUUGGAGCAUUUGAAACGUCAUGAACGGUCUCAUACUAAUGAAAAACCUUUCCAAUGUGCCAGUUGUGGUCGUUGUUUUGCUAGAAGAGAUUUGGUGUUACGACACCAACAGAAACUUCAUGCUACUUUGAUGAGAUCCAAUUCAGUCAAGGAUUUGGAUACUAAUUCAAAUAAUGAACAUAUCAUUAUUUUACAUAAUAAUACUAAUGCCAAUGCUCCGUUACCGGAUAAUUCAAAUUUAUCCAAAAUUAAAAAUGAAUCUUUAUCAAAUGUUAGUUCCCCCACCGAAACCCAAUUGUUUUCUCCAAAUGAUAGCUCUAGUGCAAGUGGUACUAAUGAAAUACCUCCGCAAUUCAAAACUGGGUUAUUUAAUUAUGCUGCUUCUCCUGCUUUACCUGACCAGUCUCCUCCAAAUCAAAGAAAAAGAAAAUUGAGUAACCAUGCCGUGGGCUCGAUUCCUCUGCCCAUUCAAACCACUUCUUCGCUUAACACUCCUCCUACUUUGGCUAACCAACUGCUGCAAUCUCAUUCUGGUUCUCCUCGUCGGGGUUCUAAUCGAUCAAGAUCUCAACUGAGCCAUCCUUCAGUCUCCUCUAAUCCCCCUCGCUCUGUUUCGCAAUCUCAACCCAUGUCUAUUCCUCUUCACUUGCGUCAAAGUGACUUUAAACAGCCGGUUCAUCAGUAUCAACAGCAGCAGCAACAGAAACAGCAGCAGCAGCAGCAACAGCAACAAAAACAACAAAAACAACAUGAUGAAGAGGAUCAUCAUCAUCAUCGUCAUGCUUCGUUUUCUGCUGCCUCUGCAAUCUCCUAUACCAAUAUUAGAGACGCCUUGAGCAUUCAACAAAAUAAUAAUCUUCUGGAAGCUCCUUUACAAGUUGAAUUUGCUACUCCUCAACUCCUGGCGGCAGACUUAAGUGCAAGAGGCUUAUUAAGUGGUGUUGACUUGACUAAUUUGGGUAUAGAUUGGAAUAAUAUCGAAUCUUUGGAUUUGAACACUCCUGCAAUCAAUUCGGAUCCGAAUCAUUCUAAAAAUCAAUACUUUGAUCAAAAUGUUAUGGCUUCUCAUCAAUUUUCAAAUCCUAAUCAUCCUCAUCAUAUCCGUGGUACGACUCCUUUUGACUUGGGAUUAAACCCUCCAACCAAUGAUUUAUCUUUGGUUCAACAAAUUUUACAAAUGGGUACUGGUGGUACUGGCGGUUCUGGUGGAACUGGUUAUGACGAUUUAUCAAACGACGCUUUUGAGUUGAAUCAUAAUGCUUUAUUGGCUAGACAAAAGAAAUCAAAAUCUUUAUUGAAAAAGGCAAAAUUAUCUGAUCAACAAAAUAAUGAUCAAAUAACUAAUCAACAAGAUGUUGAUUGGUUACAAGAAAUUAUUAAUACUCCAUAUGAAGCAAAGUUUCCAAACGCAUCUCAUCAUAUUGGAUUUACUGAAAGCCCCUUAAGUGAUACUUCUCCAAAACAAAUUGAUGAAAUCCUGUCACUUUUUAGAUCAAGACAAAUUGAUUUGGUUAAACAAAUGAAUCCAAUCAUGCCAAAUUUGGAUUUAUCAAUGGUUCAACCAAUUAAAAAUGAAGUUCAACCAAAAAUUGAUAUAAAUGAUUCGAAAUUAAAAGACAUUUCAAAAAGUUUUUUCAAUGAUGAUUUAAGAAAUAAAAUUAUUAAAGAUUCAAACUUGAAUGAUUCUCAAUUCCCUCCCUUGUCGGAUUUGGAUGCUUAUAUGACAUUAUAUGAAAAGGAAUUUAAUAAAUUUUUCCCCUUUAUCCAUUUACCUUCUUUAAAAAAUCCAAUGGUUGAAAAUCUUGAAAGUAUCCCGUUAUUAUUAUCAAUGGCUGCCAUCGGUGCUUUGUAUUCUUAUCAUGAUUCAAAUACUUUACUAUUAUUCAAUUUAUCAAAAUAUCACAUACAACAUUUUUUCGAAAAAGAAAUUACUAUGGAUAAUUUACAAUUUAAAAAGGUUCCUUUAAUGGCUCAUCAAUGUCUUGUUCUUCAUAUUUUUAUUUCCAUGUUUUUGAAUGAGCCAAAUAUGGUUGACAUUACUGCUAGACAAUUAAAAUCAAUGGUUGGUUUGAUAAGAUCAACUAAUUUCAAUAAACCUUUGGAACAAUUCAUUGUACCUCCAUCAACUUUAGUUGAUUCAAAUGAUAUGAAUAUGAUUCAAAAUAAUUUUGAUUAUUUUAUCAUGUCACAAUCAAGAAUUAGAACUAUUCAUUGUUUUUAUAUGUUACAAGUUUUUAGAACUACUUUAACUGGUUUACAAGUUCCUUUAUUACUGAAUUCUAUUAAUUGUGGUACUCAUUGUUCAAAUGAAAACUUAUGGCGUUGUGAAGAUGCUGGUAAAUGGAUUAAUGAAUUAAAAGUUCAUGGUCAAAAUCAAGCAUUGAUUGAUAUUAGUAAUAAUCAAUCAAUGAAUACAUUAAUUGCAUUAUUAGAAAAUCAUUAUUUUUAUGAUUCAAAACCAAUGUCUUUUAAUAAUUGCUUAUCAUUAUUAAUGUAUAUUCAUGAACAAAUAUCGAUUGAAUAUUCAAAUCAUAAAGAUGCAAAUAAUCAAACCAAUUUAUUAAAUUGGAGAUUAGAAGCAAGGCCAAAAUUGAAAAAAUUGAUAAAAUCCUGGGAAUCCUUUUUCAUUAAAAAUGGAGGCUUUUUAAUUGUCAACGAUUAUAAUGAACAUUUAUUAAAUCUUCAUAAUGAAUUCAAAUUGAUUUUACCCCUUCUUUUAUUCGCCAAAAUAAGACUUUGCAUUAAUAUUAACCCAUUGAUGGAUAGAGUCUUAUAUAAAGAUUGGAACGGUAUGAAUGAUGAAUUGAAAAAAUUAGAUAAUGAUGAAGAAGGAUUAAAAGAAAGUAUUGGAUAUGCAGUUGAAAUCAUUAAUAUUUGGAUUCAUAAUAUCUCAGUCAUUAAUGAUUCAAGAGAAACCUCUUUGAGAACUCCAGUGUUUUUCGUUACUUGCGUAUUCGUUUCAAUAUUAAUCAUUUCAAAGUAUUUGGACUCAAUUGAAAAUACCGAUAAAGAUUUAACCAUAUUUGAUAAAGUUUACUGGCUGAAUUGCGAUGAAAUUUUUUAUAAAAUUGAAACUAAUUUGAGUCCUAUCAACGAAUCCAAUUCUUACAGUGAUUUCUUACGCCGUCAAUCAAACGGAGUAUUUGAUUCGAUCAGCAGUGAAUCAUUCAAAGAAUCGGCUAAGAUGAUCAAGACUCUUAUCGAGUCAAACACUGCAAGCUCAAAAGCUAUAGUCACCGCUAUGAAAAAUUAUAGAUUGGCCACCAGAUCUUUAUACAUGGGGGUUAGAAUCUUGGCUGAUGCUCCAGUCUGGCCAUUGGCUAUGGGAUUCGCCGAAGCCUUGAAAAACAGGGCUACUUAUAUUAGUUCCUAA